Molecule: messenger RNA, 6308 nt
Organism: Carassius auratus (goldfish)
Lineage: Eukaryota; Metazoa; Chordata; Actinopteri; Cypriniformes; Cyprinidae
Product: forkhead box protein O6-like
Exons: 2
Coding region: 856-2985 (709 amino acids)
Biological process (GO): regulation of transcription by RNA polymerase II
Cellular component (GO): nucleus
Molecular function (GO): DNA-binding transcription factor activity, RNA polymerase II-specific; RNA polymerase II cis-regulatory region sequence-specific DNA binding
Source: RefSeq, a predicted model, not a curated record
GUUGUGUGGUAGAAGAUGCGCGUCCCCCGGAUAAACCUGUUCUGGAGGGAGUGACUUGAUCCAAGCGCCGUCCAAUUAUCUUAUAGCAGCAUUUAUCCGCCGCUACAGCCCAGACUAGUCAUUCGCAAACAGGCGUGAACCAAUGUGGAAGCAAUGCUCGUUUGAAUAUUCUAUCUUACGCAAAGAAAAGGAGGGAAAAAACGCGUGGGGAAAUUGACAAUCGGGAGAAGACGCAGCUGAAUCGCGCGGCUCCAUUCACGCCGUGUCUACUAUCAGUAACAGUGACUGAGAGACCGCCAACAAAUCUGCGGAGAGAGAGAGAGAAAAGGGACGGGAGAGCUCCAGACAAACGGAAACUGUGGCCAGACUCCAGAGGAAGUCAAUUGAUUUCGCCCUUCUUGAUGAGAGAGAUUUACAAGCGUGUCUGUCAGACCGUCUGUCAAAGCAAUCAACAGUUGGUGCGAGCGCGCGAUUAAAGGGACUUUGCACGCGCGAGACGCUUCAGUGAUGGGUGUGUGAUUUCAGCACCUCAGCCCUAUGGACACCCGCUUGCGUGUGACUGAAUUGUUCAGUAAUAUGGAAGACAGACUGUUGCACAUCGUGAUGCAUUGGAUGCUUUUGCGCGUUUAGUACACCACAACAGACCAGAGACAGGAGAAUGAGCAAUCUAUUCACGGAUUCCGGAGCUUCUGCGUUUAUUCUCGUUUUGCAUUUGCUGUAAAAAAAGAAAAAAAAAAAGGAAAAAGAAAAAAAGACUACAGACAGAGAGAACCCCACACAGUAUAACCUCACUGGAUUUAAGGGCGCAUUUGUUGCUUUUCCUCUUGACCUUGCCUUGUGACACUCAAAAGCAGCAUGUUAAUGAUGGAGAGCGGCGGCGUAGACGCGCAUCAGGUUGAACUGGACGCCGACUAUGAGCCGCACUGCCGCCCGAGGUCGUGCACCUGGCCGCUGCCGUGUCCGGAGGAGGAGAGCCGCGCGCUGCCGGUGAAAGUGGAGCCGCGCAACGUGCCGGCGUGCCGGAGCGGAGGGGCGCCGACGGAGUUCAAGCAUCCAGCCGGCGCCCCGGCGCCUAUCGCGGCCGCCCCAGCGUGCAUGUCCGGCGCCGCGCUGGAUGUGGCCGGCCAGCUGCGCAAAUCCAAGUCGUCGCGCCGGAACGCGUGGGGCAACCAGUCGUACGCGGAUCUGAUCACACGUGCCAUUGAGAGCACCCCCGAGAAAAGGCUCACCCUGUCGCAAAUCUACGACUGGAUGGUGCGCUUUGUGCCCUAUUUCAAGGAUAAAGGAGACAGCAAUAGCUCCGCCGGCUGGAAGAACUCCAUCAGACACAACCUCUCUCUACACACCCGCUUCAUCCGUGUUCAAAAUGAAGGAACAGGAAAAAGUUCCUGGUGGAUGCUUAACCCAGAGGGUGGAAAGAUGGGCAAAGGGCCCCGAAGACGAGCUGUAUCUAUGGACAAUGGCACUAAAUACCUGAAGAGCCGAGGCCGAGUCAGCCGGAAGAGAGCAGGAGCUGUGGGAAUGGGUCGAGAGCUUGGAGGACCCGGAAUACAGGGAUCGCCAGAACAUGGAAGCCCAGCUGGUAAAGGAGUAAUUGGAGUCGGGGGUGAAGGGUUUGAUACCUGGACAGACCUUCACUCCAGAACAAGCUCCUCUGCGUCAACUUUAAGCGGAUGCUUGUCUCCAAUUCUGGCUGAGACAGAACCUGAUGAACCAGAGGAAGGAGGACUUUCCUGCUCAGCCUCUCCAAGACUGUACCCUAGCCCUACUAGCACAAGAUCUCCAGCCCUGGGAACAGGGGGACACUGUCCAUCUGUCGAGCUCCCGCACCUAGCUGAUCUAACUGGAGCCAUCAGCUUGGAAGAGGGCUACUCACAGCCUCUACCACUUAAGCGCAAUGGCUUUCACUAUGGCCCUGGACCAAAAGGAGAGACCUCCUACUGUGGAACAGUUUAUGGCCAACCAUCCAUGGGCAUGCUUAGGCAUCAUACGCCUAUGCAGACAAUUCAGGAAAACAAGCCUACCAGCUUCCAGCGUGCUCUUAGGGCAUACUCAGAGAACAAUGCCCUUGAAAGUCUGCUUGCUGGAGGGUCACAAUACUGUGGUAAGGACAUAGUUGUGGGGCAAGGAGCAGCAUCCCAUUCCCUUAUGUCACAAUCUAACAGCGCCAUGCACUCUCACAGCCACAAUCAAAGCCAGAAUCACAAUCAUAACCCAGAGCAUGGCCACAAUCGCAGUUCCAGUCAGAGUCUUCACAACGGCCAUGGAGUAACCCACGAGCAAAACCCAAGCCAUCAUCACAAUCCCAAUCAAGCUCGUAACCCAAGUCUUGACUACAAUCAUCACAAACACCACCGUGGCCAUGACUACGUUCAAUCUCAUGACCACAAACUCAAUGCUAGUCCCAAUCCUAACCACAUGCACAAUCACCUGCAACACAACAACUCCAGACAACCAGACCUUUCUCCCAGGGUGAACAAUGACAUGUUGCAACCCUAUAAUCACAAAUCACCCAGCCUUUAUGGCUCACAUGCUCCCCUACCUUCUACUGCCCUGCCUCCUAACCCUGCCAGUGUCUUGGAUGUACCCCAAGACCCUUGUCGCCUGGCUUCAGCCCCCCACCCUCGCCAUCAAUCCUAUCCAGGUUCCCACCUCCACCAGGGCAUGACAGAACCCUGGCUGGGGUAUUACCACCACACAUCACAGAAUUCUAAUUACCAUGGAAACCACCAAGCUAACCAUCACCAGGAUCUUCACAACCGGUUGCAGUCCGAGCUGGAACUGGAUGUGCACCAGGGCAGUCUGGAUUGCGAUGUGGAAUCCAUCCUUCUGAAUGACUUCAUGGACUCAACAGAGGAAAUGGGCUUUAAUUUUGACGGGUCGCUAUCACAGGGUGUUGGCAUGGGAAUGGGGUUGGGAAUGGGAAUGGGAGUUUUUGCAGGACCUCAGCAAUCACACAACAGCCAGAGUUGGGUGCCUGGGUGAACCGUGGGGGAAUUGAGGACCUAUAUAUAAGCAAGUGUUCAACCAUACAGCCUUCUGAAGGGCAGUAGGAUCAGUUGGGAACUCACAUGAACGAACUGACCAAGAUUCCCUUUUGCUGAUGUCAGAUUCUGGACUCAUGACUAUCCCUUGCUCCAUCUCCAUACCCCCCCCCCCAUUACAUUUCCCCUGCUGUGGAAUAAAGUCAUAGUGCCCUAACUGUCCUUUCUGUGGUUCAUGUCCUUCAGUUUGUGCUCAAUUCAUCACCUCCAUGUCUUUCUGGGCAAAAGCUCUGAAGCACUUUACAUCGCCAUCCAUUCCGAUGCUGUAACGACCACCCCGCGACCUGGGAGGAAUCACAUUGUCCGCUGGCCUGGGUUUAAUGUAUGCAAACGACUUUGUUAUCCUUCCUGAACAAAAAAAGUUAAUAAAUAAUUAAGCGUUGGUGUUGUUUUACUAAACAUGAGUACAGGAUUGAGCAGUUGCUAUAGCUGUCUGGGUGUCUGUGCUGUCAUUUGUGUAUUCGUCAGUGUGUGUGGGUGCUUGAGUGUGGAGCUGCUUUUCUUUGGUACAUCUACGCAUCUCCUCCCAAGUAGGUCCCUUUACUGUGGGCCAGGACAGUCAUCCAUCAGACACACUCUAUUGAUAUUCAGCAUAUCCUUUUUAAUCUCCAAAGUAAUGCACCGGCUAUGCAUCACUGUUGCAAAUAGAAUGUGAUGCUCUGAGAGCGCAGGGCUGUUUUUCCCCCGGACACACAACGGCUUAAUGUGUUUUGGCGAAAGUGAUGAUUAAAGUCACUCUGCAGUAAGUGGGGGGCAGGGGGAGGGGUAUUAGAAGGAGGUAGGGAGGGCAGAGAUAGAAAGAUAGAGGGGGAAAAGGAGAAAUGCAAAUAUUAUCACUAUGCCCCCUUCCUCUCCAUUCUGUGAAUAUAUAAAGCUUUCCCUGUAAUGAAAUAAGAAACGAUCCAACACUACCGCACAUCCUGUGCAGAGCUCUUUCCUGGUUCACCUCAGCCUAGCUACUCUGUGGCAGCCUUACUUUGUCUUCAACCAAUGCACUGGCAUUAUUUCGGCUACAUUAACAUUCUUUAUUCUUCUGCCUAUGCAGCGUUACCCUAGGUUAUCAAUGAUGAUUAAUCAAAUUGAUAAUUUUGUCAACCCUUAUUAACUGUGUGUUUAUAUAAUACAGAUCUGGAGUUUGGAAAAUUAUCCUUAACAAGUUAAAGCUUGACUAACCUGACUAACUAUUUGAUGGUAGUGCUACCUCAAGGUUGCAAAAGGAAAGGUGUCAUCUAAUUUCAGGUUUUACAGAAUAACAACUCCACCAUCUUCCAGAGCCUUUGUGUCCUACACUAGUGAACUGAAUGCUGAUUAAUUCAGUCAGCAAGCAAAAAAUUGGUGCUAUCUUCUCUGUGCAGACUUCCCCUAUCAUGUUGCCCUUAUCCAGUGAUCUCCCAGACUCAAGUAAUUAAGUGCAAGAGUACUGUAUAUUUUCUCAUUCUGGGUGCAACAUAACACCAAGGGUUCAAACAGAAAGACUUCUCCAAUUAUUACAUGGUUUGAAAACAUAUGGGGCACGUUUAUGCACAAAUCAUAGAUAAAAGUUGUCUUAACCUAUUAUGGCCACUACAUAGGGAUGGACAAAUUAAUGGAAACAUCACAUGGAAAAGGAGCUUCACUUUGAAGCAAUUAAAUCAUAGACUGUAAUUACAAAGGAGUUUAUUAGGUUGAUUGACAAUUACAAAACAUGUCAGGAGUAAAAAAAAAAAAGGUCUGACAGUUAGCACUUAUGAGAGCUUUCAAAGCAAUGUGAAGCGACUAACAGGGUUUUAAAGCCGAAUGGUUUGUAUGUGAUUUGCCGGUGCAUCCAUGUCAAAGAUUGCUAAAUUAUUUAUUUGUCAAGAGAGACAGGAUCAAAAAUAAUGAUAGCAUUUGCCAAACAGUAAAAAUGCAUGGGCAAAGACUAACAGAAGUCGCAACUCAGUGCACUCUGACAAUCAAAAACAUAUCAAGCAGCAUCAAAAACCAUAGGCUAUAUGAAUCAGUAUUUCUCUCACCAUGUCUUCACAAAAGGCAUUUUCUAGCAUCAGAGAGCAAAAGCACUGUUCACUUGUGAUGUCCCAUAAUUACAGGAUUAUAAUGUCUCUGUGCACACUACUAAACAAAUGCAAGAGUAAUUUCAUGGCUGCCAGGAUAAAGUCACCUUCCAUGGCCAAUCACUAAAUCAGAACAUCUUUGAAUUUUUAUGUAAAUUUAUGGAACACAAAGAGUAGAUUUGGAGAGGUUUGUAUCUCUUUAGCAUUCCAACAAGAAUGUGCCGUGAAGGAACUCUUAUUAAUUCCUAUUGAUAUGCUGUUUGGUGUUUCAGGUUAUUUUGUCCACUCUUUGCAUCAUCACUUGCUUUUGUCUACCAUUAUUAAUGUCCCAUAAAGUGCAUCCCCAUCCCCCACACUCUUUUAUUUAUUUUUUUGUUAUAUAUGUUGCCAGGUGCUUUCUCAGAGGCUGAAAUUGUCCAGAGAUACAUGACUUGGAUGCAGCUUUUUGUUCUGCUUAAAUUUUGAUGAGGAAAAACGUACAUGGAGAGAGAAAUGGAGAGUGCAGUUAAAAAAGAUAAAGGAAGCUGACAGAGAGUGAGUUGAAAAGGACGGCACUAGGUUGCUUGAAAGAAGAAGAAAAAAAAUCUCUCACAGACAGAGAUGGUGUGUGUUUUGUGCAUGAGAGAGAGAGUCUGUCAGAGAAGCUUCUCUCAGCAGAGCUGUUUGAAUCAGGACAAAUGUCAAGUGGCUCUCUACAGUGUUUCUCACACAGGCCGAUCAGAUAGCCAUCCCUCUUUCUCACUGUCUCUCUUUCCUGCCAAGGACAAUGAGCCCUGUCUUCAUCCGCUUUCAUUCCCGUCUUUAUGUUUUUUCGAGGUGGCCAGGAAUAUGUUGUUAUCCAACUGUGAUUUUGAUUGCUGGCCUACGCCUGCUUCAGAGCUCAGCUUCGUGUGUGUGUGUGUGUGUGUGUGUGUGUAGCACAGUGACGUACCUGAAAUGAUAUGAAAAUGAACUCAAAUCGUGCCCUGGUAUUUCCUAUGCCUGGCUAUCAAUAAUAUAAUAUACACAGUUUAUAUUUAUUGGGUAUAAAGAUGGGCUUGUGGAUGACAGUAUGGAGCUCCUGUAUCCCAUUCAUCUAUAUUACAAGAUCAUGAUUCUAUUACAGUUCAUUUCUGUUACAUGCUGUACAAAAAUCUGUAUGGAGAAAAUUGUAUAAUAUUUUUUGACAAGCAAAUAUCAGUUUUAUUUCUUUUUUUAAAUGAUGUAUCUGCUCAUCUUGUGGCCGGUAAAA